This is a messenger RNA of Penicillium longicatenatum, 1623 nucleotides long. Its product is annotated as putative MFS maltose transporter. NCBI's taxonomy places the organism in Eukaryota, Fungi, Ascomycota, Eurotiomycetes, Eurotiales, Aspergillaceae. The transcript has 5 exons. Gene Ontology annotation, molecular function: carbohydrate:proton symporter activity. Gene Ontology annotation, cellular component: membrane. The coding region runs from base 1 to 1623 and encodes 540 amino acids. The record is from RefSeq and is a predicted model, not a curated record. Gene Ontology annotation, biological process: transmembrane transport; carbohydrate transport.
AUGAGUAGCGCUCCCAAUGAACCACAUGGCGACCCCUAUGAGGUUGAAGACAAGGCCGCCGUCGCUCAAGUCGAUCAUGCCGCCGAUUUAGACGAAAAAGCACAGGUUUCCGAUUACAAGGCGGAUGCCAUUGCUGCAGAAAAUGCGGAGCACGACAUGACCGUGAUGGAGGCUGUUCGAGCCUACCCGAUGGCGUCUUUCUGGGCAUUUGUGAUGUCUUUCACGAUUAUCAUGGAGUCCUACUGUGUCUUCCUUAUUGGUAACUUCGUCGCCCUACCGGCAUUCAUAGAGAAAUACGGUGUAUAUGAUGCGGCAACCAACGGCAAAGUUAUCGUUACCAAGUGGCAGUCAGCGCUUCAAGUUUCUGGGCAGCUCGGUGCUUUGAUCGGCGUGUUCCUCGCUGGUCCUCUUACUAGCCGGAUUGGCUAUCGUUGGGCAACUAUCAGCGGUCUCAUGCUUUUGAAUGUUUUCAUCUUUGCAUUUUACUAUGCCGAGUCGAUGCCCGUGAUUUUUGUGGCCCAGCUUCUUGAGGGCAUGCCUUGGGGUAUCUUUAUUGCCAACGCGCCCGCCUACUGCAGUGAGAUCGUUCCAAUUAAGCUACGAGCCCCAGCAACACAGAUGCUACAGAUGUUCUGGGCUAUUGGCAGUAUCAUUGUUGGUGCUGUGACUUAUGUCUAUAAUACUAACCCGGACCCAAGUGCUUACAAGAUCCCUAUUGCGCUGCAAUGGAUUUUCCCCACUCCACUUGCUAUCCUCAUUUUCCUUGCCCCCGAAUCGCCCUGGUGGCUUGUUCGAAAAGGACGCUUUGAAGCCGCAGCAAAUGCAGUCGAGCGUCUCGGACGUCGGGCGAGGAUGAAUUCCAGCGAGGCUGUCGCCAUGAUGCGUCGUGUCGUCGAACUCGAGAAGACUGAAAAGGAACCUAAUCAUCUGGAGCUCUUCAAGGGCACUGACCUCUACCGUACCCUCAUUGUAUGUGGUGUAUACGCGGCACAGAACCUGACGGGUAAUCUGAUCGCCAACCAGGCCGUUUACUUCUUCGAGCAGGCCGGUAUCUCGACAAAUACUGCAUUCGCCCUUGGUCUGAUUACGUCGGCACUGCAGUGGAUAUUCGUCAUGUUGUCGUGGAUCCUUACCUCGUAUCUAGGCCGUCGUACUAUCUACCUCUGGGGCUCAUUUAUCAACGUAAUAAUGCUCGUCGCUCUCGGAGUUGCGGGCUCAGUUGGUAAAUCGAAUUCGGCCUCUCUUGCACAGGCCUCUCUGGGUCUCAUCAUUUCCGUGCUCUUUACCCUUGGCCCAGCGCCGGCUUCGUGGGUCAUUAUCGGAGAAACCUCAGCUAUCCGUCUUCGACCGCUCACGACUGGUAUCGGACGUGCUUCGUACUACAUUGUGGAGAUUCCCUGCAUCUUUUUGGGAAGUUAUAUGCUCAACCCGACGGGUGGAAACCUUGGCGGCAAGUGCGGCUACGUCUGGGGUGGCACUGGUCUGUUUUGCUGGGUCAUGGCGUAUUUCUUUGUGCCUGAGAUGAAAGGCCGGUCCUACCGUGAGAUUGACAUCCUCUUCAACCGUAAGGUUCCGGCUCGCAAGUGGAAGGAAACCGCUAUCGACAUCCAAGACGACAGGUAG